This is a messenger RNA of Phyllopteryx taeniolatus (common seadragon), 2388 nucleotides long. It is a transcript of the gene eif4ebp2, whose product is annotated as eukaryotic translation initiation factor 4E binding protein 2. The coding region runs from base 3 to 347 and encodes 114 amino acids. Gene Ontology annotation, cellular component: cytoplasm. The record is from RefSeq and is a predicted model, not a curated record. Gene Ontology annotation, biological process: negative regulation of translational initiation. Gene Ontology annotation, molecular function: eukaryotic initiation factor 4E binding. The transcript is spliced from 3 exons. Lineage: Eukaryota; Metazoa; Chordata; Actinopteri; Syngnathiformes; Syngnathidae.
AAAUGUCGAACAGUCGUCAGUUUAGCGAGAGCAGGGCCAUCCCGACCAGGACGGUGUUGAUCAACGACUCAACGCAGCUACCUCAUGACUACUGUACCACCCCUGGAGGCACUUUAUUCUCUACCACUCCCGGAGGAACGCGGAUCAUCUACGACCGCAAGUUCUUGCUGGACAUGCGUAAUUCGCCCAUUGCCCAGACCCCGCCCGCUCACCUGCCUGUUAUCCCUGGCGUGACCAGCCAAAACACGCCACAUGAGAACCGGAAGAAUGAAGCCAACAACCACGUCAACAAUCACGACGGAAAGCCUACGACCGGUGACGACGCUCAGUUUGAAAUGGACAUCUGAAAGACUGGCACCAGCACACAAAAACAAACAAACAAACAAACAAACAAGUAAAUGACCUGGCAUGCCCUGUCAUGUCAGUGGCUUGGCUUAUAGAAACAAAUGUGUUGUUGAGCCCUCAUGGCAGCCAUCUUCUUUCGCUCUCCACCUCGCUGCUCCUGCUGGAUGUCAUCUGUGUGUGUGUGUGUGUGUGUGUGUGUGUGCGCGCGCGUGUGUAUCAGAGAGAUACAGUGCAUACUGUCUGGUACGGCGGGGGGCUCACUCUGGAAACUGGGUUAAUUUGAAUAGAAUUCCAUAGCUGCUGUACAAUUCAGCCAUACAACAAAGGGAGCUGGCGGGAUGAUUAUGCAUCCACACACACAUGAAUGGCAGUGAGCUCAUUAACAGAGCACACCUGACUUAUCGCAAGAGGACAGGGCUGUGUUUUUUAUUUUAGCCUUAAUGCUUUGAACUUCAUUAUAGACUUAUUUAAAAAAAAUAUAUAUCUCUAUAGAUAUAUAUAUAUAUAUAUAUAUAUCAUUAUUUGUUUUAUUUUAUUUUUGGAUUAGGAACUAUUUGAAAAUCGCCACAAUGUGCAGUUUGGUCUAUUUACGCAUGUACAGAUUUUUCAAUAUAUCAAUGCAAACCGCUGCAAUUUAAAAAAAUGACAUUGAAAUAAAAAUAUUUUAUACUGUAAUUGAAGGCCAUAAAAUUAAAUGUUGGCCUUUCAUUGUGAUAAUUCUGACCAUUCUGUGUGGAUGAUCACUAUUUUGGAAAAUUUGGAAAUUGUUAUCAAUUGUGUUCUCUGGCAAGAACAAAUUACAUAAUAUUUGUUUCUCCAGGCGAAAUAGUAUGGGACAGGCCUUUUUGGUUGACAAGCGCUUAAUGUUGAAAAACAGGUGAAAACAGGUGGGAAAUUCUCACUAAGUUUAUGGAAACUUGAGACAGGAAAUUUUCAAACUUGGACACUUGAAAAAAAAUUAUAAUGACAAUUAAUAGGAAUUAACUGGAAAUCGGUAGUGAGAAAAAAUGUAGGCAAUGAACAUUUAGUUUUGUCACGAGGAGACAUGCAUGAAAAUAAAUAAUUUUUAUAUUUUUUCAUCUGGUUAUAUCAUUGAAAAACAAAAAACAAGAAUGUUGCAUAAAUUAAAUCCAUAUCCAGGUUAUCCCUGUAAAUUCACAUUACAUCCCAAUGAAAGUGUCCUUAUUUGAAAAUUUCCCACAUUUUGUAACACUGAUGCAAGAAGGGAGGUGAUACUUGAUUUAAAUAUUCUGACCUAAUGUGGAAAUUGUUCAAGACCAAUGUAGAUUUUUUGGGGAAAACUUGAAAUGAUCCAGAUAUGGUGUACGCAUUUAAUUUGUAUUUUUUUUUCAAAGAUACCGUUUUCUGUAUUAAUGGUCUCGUUUGCCUGGAGGUUAAGCAAACUUUCAGCUUGGUCAAAAGUGUCUCAGAGUUUUGAUGGUGCCAUUCCAUAAUCUGCAAAACUGUCCCCAGUGUCUUUAAUCCAUUCUACUGUAAUGACCUUUUUUAUUUAUUUUAAAUUUUUUUUUUGGUUAAUAUAAGUGUACCCACGCCUUACUUAAAUGCAAUGCAGUACAUAAAUCUACAGGAGUCAUCAUUUUCUACUACUGCAAAACAGAUGUUUUUGCCCCACCCCCCCCCCCCCCGACCCCCCCCCCCCCCAACUGUAUAAACGGACAUUGUAUUCAGCAACUGAAGAAAACAGAUUCUUUUUGCUUUUGUUUGUUGAGGUGGAGUUUGAAAGAGUGACAGGAAACAUCACAUCACAGUCAUUUGGGUCAAUAUACGGUUAUGAUACACCUCAAAUAUCCAUUUUCCAUUGCAAAUUGAUUCAUUAUUAAUUUUGUCUAGCAAAAUUCUUGAGUGCAAAGGUCAUUAAAAUCGGUUUGAUUGGACAAUGAGCGCUUAAAAAUCGUGUGAUUUUAAAACAACAAGAAAAGAUUUGGAACAAGCUUUGAUUUGAGAUAACUAUUUUUCAUGAAAGUCAAAAUUCCAGUGAACGCUCUUGCUACAAGAUCAAUAAAAGUUCCUUAACAAGGAAAA